Messenger RNA from Syzygium oleosum, 707 nucleotides. RefSeq names its product omega-amidase, chloroplastic-like. Gene Ontology annotation, cellular component: mitochondrion. NCBI's taxonomy places the organism in Eukaryota, Viridiplantae, Streptophyta, Magnoliopsida, Myrtales, Myrtaceae. The transcript is spliced from 4 exons. The record is from RefSeq and is a predicted model, not a curated record. Gene Ontology annotation, biological process: response to auxin; oxaloacetate metabolic process; L-glutamine metabolic process. The coding region runs from base 1 to 660 and encodes 219 amino acids. Gene Ontology annotation, molecular function: omega-amidase activity.
AUGGCGAUAAUUACAAGAAAGCUUCACUUUAUCAUCGAAAGGUUGAAGCACAAAUCGCCAAAACUGGCUCCAAGAGGAUGCUUUGCCGUAUAUGUGGGCGAAGAUGAGGUACGUUACGAGGUUCGUUUGGAAUUUUUGAAAUGCCAAAGUUUCCAAGAUUUGCUUCGAGAGGAGCUUGUUUCGGGGUGUGAUCGUGUCAAGCUACUUUGCUCGGAAGAGGAUUUCGAUGAGGUUCUCUAUCGGGCGAAGGCGGAGUGCAAAGAGGCCAAGCGUAUAUGGCGGAGGAAAAAGCAAUGGGAUUACUUUCAGAUCGGGCUAUGCCAACUUUCGAUGACGGCGGAUAAAGAGAGGAACAUUGCCCAUGCUAGUGACGCGAUUCGGGAGGCCGUGGACAAGGGCGCUCAGCUUGUUCUCUUGCCCGAAAUAUGGAACAGUCCCUAUUCAAAUGAUAGCUUCCCUGUUUAUGCUGAGGACAUUGAUGGAGGUUCAUCUCCUUCAACUGCUAUGUUAUCUGAAGCUGCUAAGGCCUUGAAGGUUACCAUAGUGGGCAGUUCAAUCCUAGAAAGAUGUGGUGAUCGAUUGUACAACGCUUGCUGUGUUUUUGGUUCCAUUGGAGUGCUGAAAGCCAAGCACCGCAAGACGUUGGACGUAUUGGUAUAGGCAUCUGUUAUGAUAUUCGGUUUCAGGAAUUGGCAAUGAUUUAUGCU